Messenger RNA from Cylindrotheca closterium, 1431 nucleotides. The record is from the annotation of a GenBank genome assembly. NCBI's taxonomy places the organism in Eukaryota, Bacillariophyta, Bacillariophyceae, Bacillariales, Bacillariaceae.
AUGAUCCUCGUUCAUCGGUACCGCACCCUCAUUGGGUACCACAGACGGAAGGACUGGGAGCUUCAGAUCGCCUCUCGACUGUCUUCUACCUUUAUCCACCGCAUGGAUGGGAUCUUGAGCCGGAAAAUGGCAAAAGUUCUUUGGGGUUCCAAGCACUCCUACAAGCUGGGUCCGGCUGCAAUUCGAGAGGUCAAUGCAAUUAUCCACAGCCUACGAACUGAGGAAUGGAAGAUUUUUAUUCCCCAGAUGAUCCCUCGCGACCACCAUUUCGAGUCCUUUGGCGAUGCUAGUUUCAUUGGGGGUGGCGCUUAUUCUACGUCCCUUGACUACUGGUUUCGUGUUGUUUGGAGUAAACAAAUUGUGGCAAGUACUAAGUUAAAGCCCUCCGAUGCAUCCUACAUCCACAUCAAUGUGUUGGAGUGCCUUGUUUCCUUCCUGCAGGCAGUGGCCCUUGUCAUUACCAUUGAGUCUUCUGCGCUCUCCGCUCCCAUUCACAUCACAGAAGUAUCCUUGGAUGAACGCCUUGCGCAAUUUCCAGCCCAGUGCCGAACUCAUCUCCGUUCUCAGAUCCGCGCUGUUAUGCAGCUCGAGUCCGGUCCCACCAAAUCUACCAGAGUCCUUGGGACAAUUCGUUCCCACCGCAUCCAUUUCCUCCGCUUUCUGCGUCGUCUGAAUUGGCCACAGAUGGAUCUACUGUUGGAGUCCGUCUCCCAUGAUGCCCGCACGCACCUUCUUGCCGCUUUCGCAGUCGACUUGGCGGUGGGCAACACUGUCACGGGUAAGCCCAUCAAGGCAGCGACCAUUGGAAACUACCUCCGAGAUACAGCUACCCUUCUUGAAAACUUCUGUGGUCGAGAUCCCCGCUACACUAAUCGGGCCGACCAUGAUUUGGCGCUUCCCAUCCAAGCUGUACUGAAUGAAUGCAAGCGUCAUGAGAAUAUGCCCCAUCGAGUUGACCCCUAUACAAUUGAGAUGCAUACCACUUUGGUGGCUCUGACUGCCACUACAAACGCACAUAUGGACGGUUUACACUGUGCUAUGGAAGAUUGGUUUAACUUGAGUACCUAUUUAGGUUUUGCCUUUGCGAAUGGGCCCUACCGUCGCUUGGCUUCUGGCGGCGAGAUUGCCCCAAAUGGUACAAAACACGCCUUCACUCUUGACGACAUUCGUUUGUUCGAUUCGGGUAAUCGUCCUGUUUCGAUUGCUGAGUUUAUCCAGAAUUUCGAUGCCGUGGCUCGCUCCAAUGUCAAGUUCUCUUGGCAAAAGAAUCACGAUCACGGUGAAGAAAAACUGCUUUCCAGCAAUCCCCGCAACCCUUCCCGCGACGCUCUGCGGAGUCUCCAUAACAUCGUCAGCCGAUUCGCCCGGAUUGUCGGUCUGGAUAAGACCGAUAUUCCACUUGCAGUGUACAAAGGGUCCAUUGGUGAAUAG